AUGGCUCCCACAUUCUGUCCAUACUGCUGCAACUGCCUCACAAUCGCCCGUGCCCCAGGAGACGACCAAUAUCCUCAAGGUCGCAAUGCUUUUACCUGCCGGACAUGCCCUUACCAAUUCGUCCUUGACGAUCAGUACUACGAACGUACUCACAUGAAGAAGAAAGAGAAGGAUGACAUCCUGGGAGAGGAGCAAUCUGACUUGCCAGUCAACGAAGUUCCCGGAGGCUGCCCAAAUGAGAAAUGUGACUCCAAAAAGGCCUACUUCUACCAGUUACAGACACGGAGUGCGGAUGAACCGCCUACCUCUUUCUUCAAAGAAAAGACUCAUAUCAACGUCGUCGUCAUCGGACACGUCGACUCCGGCAAGUCCACCACCACCGGCCACUUGAUCUACAAGUGCGGCGGUAUUGACAAGCGUACCAUCGAGAAGUUCGAGAAGGAAGCUGCUGAACUCGGCAAAGGCUCCUUCAAAUAUGCCUGGGUGUUGGACAAGCUCAAGGCCGAACGUGAGCGUGGUAUCACCAUCGAUAUCGCUCUCUGGAAGUUCGAGACCCCCAAGUACUUCGUCACCGUCAUCGACGCCCCCGGCCAUCGUGACUUCAUCAAGAACAUGAUCACUGGUACCUCCCAGGCUGAUUGUGCCAUUCUCAUCAUUGCCGCCGGUACUGGUGAAUUCGAGGCUGGUAUCUCCAAGGAUGGCCAGACCCGUGAGCACGCACUGCUCGCCUACACCCUGGGUGUCAAGCAGCUCAUCGUUGCCAUCAACAAGAUGGAUACCACCAAAUGGUCUGAGGAUCGUUUCAACGAAAUCAUCAAGGAGACUUCCAACUUCAUCAAGAAGGUCGGCUACAACCCCAAGUCUGUCCCAUUCGUGCCCAUCUCCGGCUUCAAUGGUGACAACAUGAUCGACGUCUCCAGCAACUGCCCCUGGUACAAGGGCUGGGAGAAGGAGUCCAAGGCUGGCAAGGCUUCCGGCAAGACCCUCCUCGAGGCCAUCGAUGCCAUUGACCCUCCCUCUCGUCCCACCGACAAGCCCCUCCGUCUUCCUCUGCAGGAUGUCUACAAGAUCUCUGGUAUUGGGACAGUGCCUGUCGGUCGUGUUGAGACCGGUACCAUCAAGGCCGGUAUGGUCGUCACCUUCGCUCCUGCCAACGUCACCACUGAAGUCAAGUCCGUCGAAAUGCACCACGAACAGCUCGCCGAAGGUGUUCCCGGUGACAAUGUCGGCUUCAACGUCAAGAACGUCUCCGUCAAGGAGGUUCGUCGUGGCAACGUCUGUGGUGACUCCAAGAACGACCCCCCCAAGGGUGCCGACUCCUUCAACGCCCAGGUCAUCGUCCUCAACCACCCUGGUCAAGUCGGUGCUGGUUACGCUCCCGUCUUGGAUUGCCACACCGCCCACAUUGCCUGCAAGUUCGCCGAGCUCCUUGAGAAGAUCGAUCGUCGUACCGGCAAGUCCAUGGAAAACAACCCCAAGUUCAUCAAGUCUGGUGAUGCUGCCAUCGUAAAGAUGGUUCCCAGCAAGCCCAUGUGUGUUGAGGCCUUUACCGACUACCCACCUCUUGGUCGUUUCGCCGUCCGUGACAUGCGUCAAACCGUCGCCGUCGGUGUCAUCAAAUCCGUCCAGAAGUCCGAGAAGGGAGGCGGCAAGGUCACCAAGGCUGCUGUCAAGGCUGGCAAGAAAUAG
This is a messenger RNA of Fonsecaea monophora, 1689 nucleotides long. RefSeq names its product elongation factor 1-alpha. Gene Ontology annotation, biological process: translation; translational elongation; DNA-templated transcription. The transcript has 8 exons. Bases 1 to 1689 code for a protein of 562 amino acids. The record is from RefSeq and is a predicted model, not a curated record. Lineage: Eukaryota; Fungi; Ascomycota; Eurotiomycetes; Chaetothyriales; Herpotrichiellaceae. Gene Ontology annotation, molecular function: GTP binding; translation elongation factor activity; zinc ion binding.